Messenger RNA from Parus major (Great Tit), 2674 nucleotides. RefSeq names its product solute carrier family 26 member 11 (gene SLC26A11). Gene Ontology annotation, cellular component: membrane. The record is from RefSeq and is a predicted model, not a curated record. Bases 12 to 2054 code for a protein of 680 amino acids. Gene Ontology annotation, biological process: transmembrane transport. The transcript is spliced from 15 exons. Gene Ontology annotation, molecular function: sulfate transmembrane transporter activity. NCBI's taxonomy places the organism in Eukaryota, Metazoa, Chordata, Aves, Passeriformes, Paridae.
ACCCCGGUCACAUGAGGCAUCCUGGCCGCUCAGAUCCGGUGCGGGCGGAGCCGCGGCCGGACCGGGCUGGCACCGGCACAGCCCCGGCCCCGCGGGAUCCCGCUCCGCCUCUGUCCCGGUACCGGCCCGGGAUCCCGCUCCGCCUCUGUCCCGGUACCGGCACCACGGGAUCCGCCUCUGUCCCGGUACCGGCACCACGGGAUCCGCCUCUGUCCCGGUACCGGCCCGGGGUCCCGGCCAUGCCCGGCUCCCGCUGCCCGGCGCUGCCGGUCCUGCGCUGGCUCCCGCGGUAUUCCCGGUCCUGGCUGCCGCUGGACGUGCUGGCGGGGCUGGCCGUGGGACUGACCGCCGUGCCCCAGGCGCUGGCCUACGCCGAGCUGGCCGGGCUGCCGCUGCAGUACGGCCUCUAUUCCUCCUUCAUGGGCUGCUUCGUCUACUGCUUCCUGGGCACUGCCAAGGACGUGACGCUGGGUCCCACGGCCAUCAUGUCCCUGCUGGUCUCCUCAUACGCCUUCCACGAGCCCGUCCAUGCCGUUCUCCUCGCCUUCCUCUCUGGCUGCAUUCAGCUGGCCAUGGGGCUCCUGCACCUCGGAUUCCUUCUGGAUUUCAUUUCCUGCCCUGUCAUUAAAGGGUUUACAUCAGCUGCUUCCGUCACCAUUAGCUUCAACCAGAUCAAGAACAUCCUGGGGCUGCAGGGGAUCCCGAGGCAGUUCUUCCUGCAGGUCUAUGAGACGCUGCGGAGGAUCAGGGAGACCAGGGCUGGGGACGCUGUGCUGGGGCUGAGCUGCCUGGCUGCGCUGGCAGGGCUCCGGGCCAUGAAGAGCCACCUGCCUCGAGCCUCCCCUGCAGAGCCACUGGCUGUCAGGAUCAGCUACCUGAUUGUGUGGAUCUGUGCCACAGCACGCAAUGCUCUCGUUGUCCUGUUUGCCGGCCUGGUGGCUUACUCCUUCCAGGUGAUGGGCUCCCAGCCCUUCCGGCUCACCGGCAGCAUCCCGCAGGGCCUCCCCGCCUUCCGGCCCCCACGCUUCUCCCUGGCAGCGCCCAACGGCACCGUCCCCUUCCAGAGCAUGCUGCAGGACAUGGGGGUCGGGCUGGCCGUGGUGCCGCUCAUGGGGCUGCUGGAGACCGUGGCCAUCGCCAAGGCUUUCGCCUCGCAGAAUGGUUACAGGAUUGACCCCAACCAGGAGCUGCUGGCUCUGGCUCAGGAAUUUCCAGAGCGCUCUUGCACAGCUGGGUGGGCACUGUCCAGCCCCAGAUCCGGGCAGGGAGAAGGUCAAGACGGGGACACAGACACGGCACAGCCUCCCCAGCCCCUCUCCUUCUCUCCUCAGGCGUCGCCAAUGUCCUGGGCUCCUUCGUCUCCUCCUAUCCCAUCACGGGCAGCUUUGGCCGGUGCCCUGGUCCUGCUGUCCCUGGCGUACUUCACCUCUCUCUUCUAUUACAUCCCCAAAGCGGCGCUGGCCGCUGUCAUCAUCUCGGCCGUGGUGCCCGUGUUCGACGCUGGCAUCUUCCGCACGCUCUGGCGGGUUAAGAGGCUGGACCUUGUGCCCCUCUGUGUGACAUUCCUGCUCUGCUUCUGGGAGGUUCAGUAUGGAAUCCUGGCUGGGGUGCUGGUUUCUGGGAUUCUCCUGCUCUACUCCCUUGCCAGGCCCCCAAUAAAGGUGUCGGAGGGGGCGGUGCUGCUGGUCCAGCCGGGGAGCAGCCUGCACUUCCCAGCCGUGGAGCACCUGCGGGACUCGGUGUGCAGCCGUGCUCUGGCAGCAGCAUCUCCACCACGCUCCGUCGUCCUGGACUGUUGCCACAUCAGCAGCGUUGAUUACACGGUGGUGGUGGGGCUGGCAGAGCUGCUGCAGGAGCUGCGCAGGCACGGCCUCUCGCUGGCCUUCUGUGGCCUGAAGGACCCUGUUCUCCAAGUCCUCCUGUCUGCAGACUUAGAAGGAUUCCAGCAUUUCCCCAGCUGGGAAGAGGCAGAGCGGAGCAGGGGAGCGGAGCUGGGGGGCAGCAGGGCAGAGCCCUUCACCAGCACUGCCCAGAGCACCGGGCUCAUCCAGUGACACCAGCUUGGGCUGAACGUGCUGGGACAGCCCAGGGACACCAACAACACCCCGUGGGAACCGAGAGCAGCGCCAACCCCACACGGGCUGGGGGACAAAACUGUUCCCUGUCACAGUGACCAGUGCAAAGCCCUCCUUCCUCCAGGGAGCUGCUGCUGUUUUUUAAAGAGCUGUUUUAAUUCUGGACACUUUUCAUGCUCUGGGCCGCUCCAGUGACGACUCAGGGGAUGCUUUCAUCAAAGUUAUUUCAGAGCUGCUCGUGCUGCCCUCCAUGCGGACAUGGGGGCUCAGCCUCCGGCUGCUGGGAGAGGGAAAACAUCUGGGAUUGUGCUCCCGAAUGAUUUUUAUCCUUACUUAUUCUUAUCUUUUUUAUCCUUGUCUGUGGGGUGUUGUGCCAAACCGUGUCCAGGCUCGGGGCUGGGCUGUCACCCUGGGGUGCAGCCCCUGGCCUGGGCCCUGCCGAGGGGACAGGCACGAGGGGACAGGCACGAGGGGACAGGCACGGUGGCACCGGGCUGUGCCCAGCUGUGCCAUGGGGCCAGCACCUGCUGGGCAAUUCAGUUCCCCUGAGCAGCCCUCGGGCGAUGGCGAGGGUGUAAUAAAUGAGAAAUUGCUAAUGA